AUGACACAGUUUCUUAAGCCUGCUGUAAAUAAAGAGGACAUUCAAAGUACAUCUAGAGGUGUAGAAGAGUCUGAAAACGAUGAACAAAAUAUUUCAAAUAUUUCUGAUUCUAGUAAUGCUGAGCUGAAUUGUAUUACUACAGAUAUACAUAAAGAAAAUUCUGACGAAGAAAUAGACAGUGAUUCUACGACAGGUGGCUUAUUUUCUACAGAUAUUGCAGAUUAUCAGGACAAAAUAUUAACAGAUGCUACCAAGAAAAAUAUAAUAAUGUCCGCCUCUUGUCGACCCCGAGGACCUUUUAAACGAGAUCCCUCACAACAUAACCGGAUGUUUUCUGAAGAGUUUUAUAGAACUUCAACAACAGUUGGGUUUAUUGAAAGGUUGUGGCUGUGUUAUUCUCCGAAGUUGGAUGCUGCAUAUUGCGAGCCAUCAACACGCCUGAAAGCUACAUUAGUUGCUGAAAUUAAAAACGCGCCCUUUUAUUCAAUUAUUAUGGACACCACACAGGAUAUUACAAAAAGAGACCAACUCAGUCAAGUAUUUCGAUACCUGAAGAUAAUUCUAAACGAUAAAAAUGAACCUACAUCAUUUGAAAUAAGAGAAGUCUUUUUAGGGUUUAAUGAAAUAGUAGAUCAUUCAGCGGACGGACUGUAUCAAGAAACCUUAAAAGUGCUUAACAUAAAUGAUAUAAACCUAACCAAAUGUCGAGGACAAGCCUAUGAUGGUGCAAGUGUUAUGAGUGGGGCAUAUAAUGGUGUUCAAGCUCUCUUGAGAAAUGAUGUACCAAGUGCUCUGUAUGUUCAUUGUGCCUCACACAACUUGAAUCUUGUAAUAAAUGAUGCCGUCGAGAGCUGCAAGAAAGUUUCUUCAUUUUUCACAACAUUAGAAAAUAUUUAUUCCUACUUUGGCAACAGCAUAAAAAGGUGGGACCUACUCUCACAGUUUACAGGAGAGUCAAAGAUUACCCUAAAACGACUCAAUCCGACACGUUGGGCUGGAAGAUAUACUUCUCUCAUGGCAGUUAAGCUUCGGUUUUUAGAUAUAAUGAGAGCUUUGAUCGAACUAUCAUUGAAAAGUACUAAGAAAGACGAACGAGAUGAAGCAAUACGGCUGCAGAACCAAAUAAACACUUUUGAAUUUGUUUUUAUUUGCGUGCUUCUGUCCAAGAUAUUAGCUGAAGUGCAUAUCCCAUCAACAUUGUUACAGACACAAAAUUUAGAUAUCAUGACUGCAACUGACUCUCUACAAACUGCAAGGACACAUUUAAAAGAAUACAGAAGCCAGUACAGUUUAGUUAAAGAUGAAACAGUUCAAAUAGCGAACAAAUGGAAGAUCAAUCCAACUUUUCCAUGGAAAAGGCAAAAACUAGUAAAAAAACAUUUUGAUGAACUAUCCUGUGACCACCGUUUUGGAAAUGAAGACGACUUUAGAGUUAAUGUAUUUAAUUGUGUGUUAGACAUUGUCAUAAAUCAAAUCGAAAAGAGAUUUCAGGGAAUGCAUGAGGUUUGUACUUUGUUCGCUUUCUUAGCUCCAUCACAGUUAGUAUCACUUCCAGAACAAGACAUUUUAAAAUCUGCCGAAAAUCUUCAAUUAAAAUACAAAGAAGAUCUUUCAGCGGAAUUUCCUUUACAAAUUGUUUUGACAGCCUCAAUGCUGAAAGAUGAACUUGUGAAAAUAUCAACAAUUAAAGAUUUGGCUGAGCUAUUAUUCAUCAAGUACUCUACAAUUUCUUCAAGCUUUUCAGAAGUCUUAACUGCAUUAUUUUUAUUUCUUACUCUACCUGUCACUGUGGCUACAGCAGAAAGAUCAUUUUCCAAGCUUAAAAUAAUAAAAAACUAUUUACGCAGCUCCACGGGCCAAGAACGUUUGCACAAUCUCUCUUUGCUUGGCAUAGAAGCCAAAAUAGCCAAACAAAUGGACAUAAAAGAUGUUAUUAGAGAUUUCGCUAAUUUGAAAUCCAGGAGAAUGAAUUUUGAAUUUUAG
This is a messenger RNA of Physella acuta, 1983 nucleotides long. Its product is annotated as zinc finger MYM-type protein 1-like. NCBI's taxonomy places the organism in Eukaryota, Metazoa, Mollusca, Gastropoda, Physidae. The record is from RefSeq and is a predicted model, not a curated record. Gene Ontology annotation, molecular function: protein dimerization activity.